AUAUUCGUGUUCCCGCUCUAUGAGUGCAGAACAGUAGGUUUUUUAUGGCUAACCCAAAAGUGGAUAGAGAUGCUUUUCAGCGUCGUAUGAGAUUAAUCUACAACAAAUGGAGUAGCGCUGAUAGUAAUGAUGAUUUGCAUGGAAUCGAAUCCAUCGUCUGUGCAGUUGGGGCAGACGAAGCCAUUGUGUACAGCAAAUCUAUGUCUUUACAGAUAUGGCUUUUUGGAUACGAUCUAGGAGAUACUAUUAUGAUCUUGACCAAAACUGGCAUUCAUUUCUUGGCAAGUAAAAAGAAAAUUGAUUUUAUCAAGCAAGUGGAUACAAACAAGGAAAAUAACCUUGGCUUUCCUCCAAUUCAUACUAUCAACAGAGACAAAGUAGACAAGGAUAAAAAGAAUAUGGAAACUUUAAUGACUGUCCUAAAUGAAAGCGGAGGGAAAGUGGGGUAUUUCAAAGAAAAAUAUACUAAUGAAUUCUAUCAAUCUUUCAAGAAUAUGAUGGACAAGCAAAAGUUUAGUCAAGUUGAAAUUAGCCAAAGAAUAGCUAAAAUUUUAUCUGUUAAAGAUGAAACUGAGUUAUCAAUUAUUAAAAAAUCGUGCUCUGCCACUAUUGAACUUCACAAAUACCUCCGUUCUCAGAUUCUUGAUAUUAUUGAUGGAGAUAAAAAAAUGAAGCAUAUAAAAUUAUCCCAAAUGGUUGAUGAAGCUGUUCAUAAUAAGAAAUAUGUUACUUCUGUGGAUCUUAAUAGCGUUGACGUAACUUUUCCCACAAUAAUACAAAGUGGAGGCCGUUAUCAAUUGAAAUUCUCCAUGCAAAGCGAUAAGCAAUUUUUACACUUUGGAUCUAUAGUUUGUUGUCUUGGCGUCAGAUACAAAAACUACUGCUCAAGCAUUUGUCGUACUUAUCUAGUUAACCCAUCCCCUGAAACUUCUUCAAACUACGAGUUCCUUCUAGAAGUUAUCAACUUUCUUUUGGAAAAACUUGUAGAUGGAGCUAUUAUUAGAGAAAUAUAUACUGGAGUCAUUCAGUUUAUAAAACGAAGAAAGCCGAACUUAGAAUCAAAAUUAACAAAAAAUUUAGGAUUUCUGACUGGUAUCGACUUCCGAGAAAGUUCCAUGGUGAUUAACGAUAAAUGUAGUGCUGUUGUAAAAAAAGGUAUGGUUUUCAACCUUGCAGUCGGAUUUACUGAUUUAGAAAACAAGUCCGCCAAGGACGAAGAGAGCAAGAAAGUUGCCAUAUUUCUCGGUGACAUUGUUGUAGUAAAUCAAUCGGAACCAGCGACGUGUUUAACAGCCGGAGCCAAGAAAAAAAUAUCAUCAAUUAGUGUCAAAAUAAAAGAGGAAGAUGAGGAAUCAAGUGAGAGUGACGAAGGUGAAGUGGAAGGAAUCUUAGGUCGUGGCAUGCGUAGAACGAUCCUGGAUAGCAGAACAAGAACAGAAACAACAAAUGAAGAUAAAAGAUUAUCUCAUCAGAAACGUCUAGCUCAACGUUUAAAUGAUGAAGCUAAGGAGAGAAUAAAAGGAAUGAAGACUGGAAACGUUCAAAAGAAACUUCGUAAAGCAUACGUAUCGUAUGGAACUGACUCACUAUUUCCAAAUGAAAGUGAAACCAAACAUUUGCAAAUCUUUAUAGACAGAAAAUAUGAUACGAUUGUCUUACCUAUUUUAGGACUACCGACUCCGUAUCACAUUUCUAAUGUUAAAAACGUAUCCCAAAGUGUUGAGGGACAUCACACUUACUUGCGUAUCAAUUUUUAUUGCCCAGGUGCAUCCUUAGGAAGAGUUGAUGGAUCUAUAUUCCAUAAUCCAGAAGCCACUUUUAUUAAAGAAUUAACCUAUCGAGCAUCAAAUUUGAAGUCGUCUAUUGACUCCAGUAUACCGAGUACAAAUUUAUCAACAGCUUAUCGAUUGGUCAAAGAAAUGCAACGGGAGUUUAAAGCACGAGAACAGCUACAAAAAGAAAAAGAGCAAACAGUUAAACAAGAGGCACUGAAAUUAUCAGAAACUCGAGCUGCACCUAGAUUAAAAGAUUUAUAUAUUCGACCAAGUGUUACUUCGAAACGUUUAUCAGGGACAUUAGAAGCUCAUCUAAACGGAUUCCGCUAUACAUCUGUCAGAGGAGAUAAAGUUGACAUAUUAUAUUCAAACAUUGCCCAUGCAUUUUUUCAGCCGUGUGACAAUGAAGUUACGAUUAUUGUUCAUUUUAAUCUGAAGGAUCCAAUUUUUUUCGCAAGUAAAAGGCAUCAAGAUAUUCAGUUUUAUGCAGAAGUAGGAGAAUUGACAACAGAUUUGGGGAAAAAUCAGCACAUGCACGAUAGGGAUGAUUUAAGAGCUGAACAAGCUGAAAGAGAAUUGAGACAUAAGCUCAAAUCGGCUUUUAAAAAUUUUUGUGAGAAAGCUGAAGCUCAAUCAAAGGGAGAGGUAACAUUUGAAAGUCCAUUCCGCAAACUGGGUUUCCAUGGGGCACCUCACAGAUCUAAUGUUCUCCUCAUGCCAACCUCUACUUGCCUUGUAAGUUUGGUUGAAUGGCCCCCUUUUGUUGUAGCUCUUGAGGAGGUAGAAUUGGUACAUUUUGAAAGAGUACAAUUUCACUUGAAGAAUUUCGAUAUGGUUUUUGUUUUCAAGGAAUACACAAGAAAAGUAGCUUAUAUAAACUCAGUGCCAAUGAAUCAAUUGGAUCAUGUUAAAGAAUGGUUAAAUAGUUGCGAUAUUCAUUAUACUGAAGGUAUACAGUCAUUACAUUGGCAAAAAAUUAUGAAGACCAUAGUGGAUGAUCCUGAGGGAUUUAUGGAAAAUGGAGGUUGGACAUUCUUAGAACCGGAAUCGGAAGAAGAGGGUGGCGGCAACGACGAAGACUCUGAAGAUGAUGCCUACAACCCAACAGAUAGUGAAGAAGUUGAAGAAAGUGAAACUGGUUCGGAAGAAAGCGAGGAGGAUUGGUCUAAUGAAGAUGACAGUGCCUCUCAAGAGGAAGGUGAUAGUGAAGAGGAAUCAGGGAAAGAUUGGGAUGAGUUAGAAGAAGAGGCAAGAAAUGCCGAUAAGCAACGUGAUCUGGAUGAAGUUGCGCCGCCUCUUCCGAAAAAACAUCACAAGUCUCACAAGAAAUCCCCUGAAAAGAGAAAACGUGAACAUUCUCAUUCGGAUAAGCAUCAUAAGAAGAGAAAGUUAUAG
This is a messenger RNA of Dimorphilus gyrociliatus, 3170 nucleotides long. The record is from the annotation of a GenBank genome assembly. NCBI's taxonomy places the organism in Eukaryota, Metazoa, Annelida, Polychaeta, Dinophilidae.